Messenger RNA from Aureobasidium musti, 297 nucleotides. The record is from the annotation of a GenBank genome assembly. Lineage: Eukaryota; Fungi; Ascomycota; Dothideomycetes; Dothideales; Saccotheciaceae.
AUGGCUGUCAAUUUCUACAUUGCUGCUUGUACGGUCAUCGAAGCGUUUCUUGGAAUUUCUCCACUUCGAGAGUCCAGGAAGGCUGCCAUCAAGGUUGAUCAGAACAAUUCUCACUUUCCGACCCCUGACGAGGAGCUGCCCAUAAUUGAUCUGAUCAUUGUUGCCUACCUUCCCAAUGAGCAAGACAUUGUCAAAGAUCAAGUUUCCUAUGCCCUGGACGAGCUAGUAUACCCUCGGGACAAGCUUCGAAUCAAUCUUGGUAUGGGUGAUCAAACAUGGCUGUCAAUAGGCAUGUGA